Ectocarpus sp. CCAP 1310/34 is the source of this 1843-nucleotide messenger RNA. The record is from the annotation of a GenBank genome assembly. NCBI's taxonomy places the organism in Eukaryota, Phaeophyceae, Ectocarpales, Ectocarpaceae.
GCCCAUCACGACCAGUUACACUCCCAGAGUCCACACCGACGUAUCCAUAAGAUCCGCACUUCGAUGAGCGCCACUGAUCUUUAUCUUCUCCAUGCCAAUGCGGUUCCGCUCAUGGCUGACGGAAGAGUGCUGCAUCUCGAGUUGCGGUCCGGCGAAGUGGCCAACAACAUCGUGACGGUCGGAAGCGAGGGGCGCGGCGAGAUCCUUGCGUCACUCUUAGACGGCAACACCGUGCACGCUGCCGCCGGCACCCCGAAGGAUGACGACAACAUCGACACCAACGACCACGACAACAAUACCAAAAACAGCAGCAACAGCAGCACAAUAACAUCCACCAGGCGAAGCAAGCGGGGCUUCGUUACCCACACGGGGAGCUACAACGGAGUGCCCGUGUCGAUCGUGCUGAUAAACAUGGGCUACCCAAAUAUGGACUUCUUCGUGCGGGAGGUGAGGGCGGUGACGACGGGACCGCUCCGCAUCAUCCGCCUCGGGUCUUGCGCCGGAUUGCGCCCCGACCUGCCCGUCGGCAGCGUGGCGGUUGCGAGCGAGGGCUCCGUGAUGAUUCGCCAAAAUCCGGACGCCUGGGAAGGGACGGCCACGAGAGGAGAAGCCCACGGCGAGCCAUACCUGUUCCACGGGGUGGCCCCCGCAGACGAAGAGCUGUCCGAAGCGCUGCUGAAGGAGCUCAAGAGCUCGCUGGAUGGCAAGGCGGGCGGCAGCGACGGCGGUGGCGGGACGGCCGUGGUGGGAUGCUUGAAUGCCUCGGCGGACAGCUUCUACAGCAGCCAAGGCCGUCUCGACCCAAGCUUUGAAGACCGCAACAGCGAUAUCUUGUCGAGUUUGCUAGAGCGACACCCCUCGGCGGGGAGCUUCGAGAUGGAGACGUUUCAGCUGCUGCACCUCGCCCGCCUCUGUCGAAAGAGCAAAGUGCAGGCGUCGGCCGCAGCCAUAGUGCUUGCCAACCGGAUCGCAGACGACUCUAUCGCAAUCGACAGGAUCUCACGGAUCGAGCGCGCAGCGGGGGAGGCCGCCUUGCGAGCUGUCACGUCCUUCGGCAACGCCUGAGAUACGCCACGGGAGGAGUUACGCAUUUCCAUGCGUUCUGGGAACUGUACGCGUGCCGCAUCCUCCUCUCUCCCCGUGGCUUUUGUGUUGGGUCGCCUUGUGCUUCUUUCUCGUCGUUGGUAGAAUAUCGGCUAGCUUGACGAGAUGAUGGCGGGCAUUGGAGGUCAUGACAACGGGAAAAAAAACUCCCCAAAAUUUUCAUUGCUACUGCCGUCGCGUGGUCGUGGGCGGCUACUCCGUUCGGUAACUUUGUCCAGCCGCUGGCGGGUUCGGCACACUACACGCCGUCACCGCUGUUACAGGUCAAUCGUGCGAAUUGGGCACGAGGUACAUACCUUUGUUACAAAGUUAUUGGUUCGAUGUCUGUUGGUAGACAGACUGUCCGCCCAUGUGCCUCUCCCUCUGGCUGCCCCUGGCCGCCGAUUGAUCGCCUCUUCGCUCCGUCGUGUGUAUGCUGUGCUAUACUAGUGGACCGCUCCCUGAUGAGAACCAGCAUGUAUUCUACAUGUUCAAACUUAACGUGUGACCCUUUUUUCGUUGUCCCAUAGCAGAGGAGCGGAGAACGUCAGCGUUAGUUACUGUUUUCGCAACAGUGCCGCAAGUUAGCCUCUUAUUUUUUCUACUUUUCGGACCACUGUUCUCUCGUGUCUAUACUGUAUUGCCUUCGUGUGUUGGGUAUUGUCAGCGACGCUGGCGGGAGAGUUGCCUGAUAAACCGGGGAAUUUGGGGUCUAGGGCCAAGAAAGGGUGCAUAUAAACCCCGCAGCCGGAGGAUCGAA